AUGAACUAUUAUAUUAUAUUUUUUAUUAUAUCCAUAGUUAGUUGUAAUCCAGAUUAUGAAAAUUGGUAUCCAACGUCUCCUUUUCUUCAUACAACUUUUAGAAAUUACUCAACGAUCAAUAAUUUUGUAGAUAUGAUGGAGAUACUUCCGGAUAGUUAUCGGAAUGUUCGGAACUCAGUUGAGAAAGUGACGAAGAUCAUGCGCUUUGGUACAAGCAGGCCGAUGCAGAAAGAUUUCAUUGAUGAUUUAGGCGUGAAACUAGUCAAUCACUAUGUGUAUCGCAAUGCGCAGAUCAGAACGCUAUCCGAAAGGAUUCAAAGAUUUUUCCGGGAAGUUUAUCGUUUAUCAACUGAUAGAAGUUACUUACUACUUGAUAAGUCAGGAAAAAUCACUUAUCUUCAAGAGUUUACAAGAAAGAAAGGAAACGAAAUGAGUCUGAAUGAUAAGGUGAAGUUCGAUGAGAUGGAAAUGAACGCUAAUAUGAAUCUCUAUCAGACAGGACUACGACGUGAUGUUGAUCAGUUAAAGCAUUAA
Messenger RNA from Auanema sp. JU1783, 534 nucleotides. NCBI's taxonomy places the organism in Eukaryota, Metazoa, Nematoda, Chromadorea, Rhabditida, Rhabditidae. The record is from the annotation of a GenBank genome assembly.